CUUUUUUUAAAUUUUCUUCAGAAAGUGGCUGAAAUUUUCCUCUGAAAAUGUCAUCUACAGCAGUGUUAACCGUAGGUCUACUGUUUGUAGCUGGAGUUACGGCGAACAUUGAGUACGUGUAUCACAACUAUACGGAGUUGACUCGUGUGCUCGGGGAGACAGCGUUACAGUGCCCGGGUAUCAUGCAGGUCUACACGGUCGGUACCAGCGUGCAAGGCCGGGAACUUUGGGUUAUGGAGAUCAGUGACAAUCUUGGUGACCACGAGCCAGGUGAACCCGAGUUCAAGUAUGUAGGGAACAUGCACGGUAACGAGGUAGUCGGGAGGGAGAUCCUGGUGUACCUGAUACAGUACAUCUGUCAGCAGUACCAGGCCGGAGAUAGCCGCAUCAGGAGCCUGGUGCACGAGACUAGGAUCCACAUCAUGCCCUCUAUGAACCCGGACGGCUUCGAGUACGCCGAGGCUUAUACUCCUCCAACCGGCCCAAACGAGACAGACUGGUCUUAUCUAGCCGGCCGGUAUUCUUUCUUCGACAACGGAGAGCGCUACGAUGGGUUCAACGGCACCGACCUCAACCGGAACUUCCCGGACCUGAACACGGCGGUGUAUCGGUACGAGAACACUUCAGGACCGAACAACCAUCUCAGCGUCCCCGAUGACUUUUGGACGGGGGAAAGCGUCAGUAUGGGACCUGCGCCAGAAACCAAACGAGUGAUGGACUGGAUUCUUCGCUACCCCUUCGUCCUUUCGGCAAACCUUCAUGGAGGUGACCUUGUGUCUAGCUACGCUUACGAUGUGUCCCGAACGUACCCGAACAACCCCGACGUGUACACGAAGAGUCCCGACGACGAAGUCUUCAGAGAGUUGGCUAAGACCUACUCCCUGGCUCACGGUACGAUGGCAAAGUGUGGUGUGACCCAACCGUGUGAUACGGACGACUUUGCCUGUCAGGAUGGCAUCACUAACGGAGCGGAUUGGUACAGCUUAACGGGCGGUAUGCAGGAUUUCAACUACCUUGCUUCCAACUGCUUCGAAAUCACGCUGGAGCUGUCGUGUAACAAGUUCCCUCCCGAAGCAGAACUGGCGCAGUUCUGGGAGGACAACAAGGAGGCGCUCUUGCAAUAUAUGGAAAAGGUACACAGCGGCAUUAAAGGGUUUGUGAGAGACACUAACAACAAUGGCAUCGCUGACGCUGUCAUCUCUGUCAGGGGCAUCAACCACGAUGUCACAACAGCACGUGAUGGUGACUACUGGAGGCUGCUAGUUCCAGGGACGUACCGUGUGACCGCUUCCUGGGGAGGGUGGAGUCAGGAGAAGACGUGCACAGCCGCUAACCGAGCCGGAGUCUGUGACUUUGUCCUCGGAGCACCUCCCACCCAGCCCCCCGCCACCUCUGCUGGAAGCUCCGCCAAGCCGCUGCUGGUGAGCGUGGUAUUGGCGGUCGCACGAGUCGCCAGUUGGCUGUAAUUUUGAGUGGCAAGCAACAAUCGCUACACAUAGCUAAACAUCUGCUUGAAGAUAACACCAUUAUGCCUACGUCACUUUUAAAACAGUCACCCGGACGGGCAGCAUUCGAGAACAACAAAAAUAUGAUAUAAAAGACACCAAACUACACAAGACGUAAAGAGAACAGUCGUAGGCAUUAUUUGUGUAUAUUUUUACGUAUACAUAUUUGUCAUGUUUAUUGUUCGCUUGCACAAACAGCCAGGCCGGGCCCCGGUUUGGAAAUGUGACGUAAGCCUUAAGGUGGGGUCACACCUGCGUAUAUAUUU
Molecule: messenger RNA, 1771 nt
Organism: Branchiostoma floridae (Florida lancelet)
Lineage: Eukaryota; Metazoa; Chordata; Leptocardii; Amphioxiformes; Branchiostomatidae
Product: carboxypeptidase E-like
Exons: 7
Coding region: 48-1466 (472 amino acids)
Biological process (GO): proteolysis
Molecular function (GO): zinc ion binding; metallocarboxypeptidase activity
Source: RefSeq, a predicted model, not a curated record